Messenger RNA from Quercus robur (English oak), 1151 nucleotides. RefSeq names its product UPF0481 protein At3g47200-like. The coding region runs from base 24 to 668 and encodes 214 amino acids. Lineage: Eukaryota; Viridiplantae; Streptophyta; Magnoliopsida; Fagales; Fagaceae. The record is from RefSeq and is a predicted model, not a curated record. The transcript has 2 exons.
CCGAAAAGAAAGAUUUCGUGAAAAUGAUUCUAUUGGAUUCUAUCUUUAUCAUUGAGCUCUUCUUGAGGACUGCUACAAGGCAAGAAUAUGAAAAGGAUGAUUAUAUAUUAAGUAAACCAUGGCUAGACGAAGGCAUAAAGCAUGACUUGAUAUUACUUGAGAAUCAGCUUCCAUUUUUCAUUCUUGACGAGUUACAUCAUCACAUUGGAAGGUCUACAAGCAUUCAUAAGUCCUUUAUUAACCUUGUCUGUAAUUACCUUUUUCCGGGUGACCAGAAAAAACCCAUUGAGAAGGAAGUAAAACAUUUUACUGAUUUGCAGAGAUAUUUCUACUUACCCAGGAACCUGGAAACUGGAAGCAUUAUUGAACAUCUACAUAGUGCAACAAAGUUGGACACAGCGGGAUUGAAAUUCCAGGUACGUAAGGAAAAUCAAGCAGAUAAAGUUUUACUUGACAUUCAAGUCGAGAAGCCAAAUCUCUCAGAAAUUUUUCCAAGAUUCAAUUGCUCAUGGCUCUUGCAUUGCUUACCAUGCUUAAAAUGCUUUUGGUGCUUGGACUGUCUGCAAACUAGAUUGGUGGUUCCACGCUUUGUGAUAAAUCACGGAACAGAAGACCUUUUCCGGAACCUCAUGGCCCUCGAGCAGUGUCAUUAUCCAUUUGAAGCUUAAAUUUGCAAUUAUAUUGUGCUAUUGGAUUUUCUUAUAAACACUAGAGAAGAUGCGGAGUUGCUUGUUGAAAAAAAGAUUAUUGCUCACUCGUUAGGCAGCUAUAAAGCAGUUGCCCAAAUGGUUAACAAACUUGGCCAAGAAAUUGUGGAAAAAAAUUCCUGCUACCAUGAUGUUGCUAAAGAUCUUAAUGAGCACUAUGGCAACUGGUGGAAUAAAAAUAUUGCAUCCUUGAGGACUGUAUAUUUCCGUGAUGUUUGGAGAGGCACCGCAACUUUUGUUGGAAUUGUAGUCUUGUUUGUAACUAUUGGGAAUUUCCUUAGGCCUUUUGUCUUUCACAAAUUAGUUGGAAAACUGGCUUUGCCUGUAGUUGUUUUUAAAUUUUAUCAUUAAGUUUAGCUUGUGAUAUGCUUUCCUUCCUAACAAGUUUUACUUUGGACUUCACAUUUUUGGAUGUUUCAAACUAUGUUUCAGCACCCAUCUAUA